ACCAAGAGUCGUCGACUCGUCGGUUCAUGAAUCCUGGGCGUACCCCCAAAGGUCCCAACUUCUAAGUUCUAACCACCACCCACUACAAAAUGAUCUCAGCCCCCUCUUACCUUCCUCCGCCUCUCACCACCAUCACCGUCGCCACCACUAGUAGUCUUUUUCUUGAACGGUUGAACCACUACCACCAUGUCAUCAUCACUUUCUGUUAGAUUUCUGGCACCUUCGCUAAGCAAUUCAAGAAAUUCCAAAACAAUAGUACUGUCUGCCACUGCUCCUCGGGCGGUGGUGCCACCGCGGGCGGAGGCGGGAUUCGACGACUCCCGGCUGGAGCCGAGGGUGGAGGAGAGAGAUGGGUAUUGGGUGUUGAAGGAGAAGUUCAGGGGAGGGAUAAAUCCUUCGGAAAAGCUGAAGAUUGAGAAAGAGCCAAUGAAGCUGUUCAUGGAGAAGGGUGUUGAAGAACUUGCUAAUAUGUCACUCGAAGAGAUUGAGAAGUCUAAGCUCACAAAGGAUGAUAUUGAUACGCGGCUCAAGUGGCUUGGCUUGUUCCAUAGGAGGAAGCAUCAAUAUGGUAGGUUUAUGAUGAGACUGAAGCUACCAAAUGGCGUAACGACAAGCGCGCAGACACGGUACCUAGCCAGUGUAAUAAGGCAGUACGGAAAGGAAGGAUGCGCAGACGUGACUACGAGGCAAAACUGGCAAAUUCGUGGCGUGGUGUUGCCUGAUGUACCAGAAAUAUUGAAGGGUCUUGCCGAAGUUGGCUUGACUAGCUUGCAGAGUGGGAUGGACAAUGUCAGGAACCCCGUUGGGAAUUCUUUGGCAGGGAUUGAUCCCCACGAGAUUGUCGAUACACGGCCUUACGCAGAUUUGUUGUCUCAAUUCAUCACCGCCAAUUCGCUCGGCAAUCCGGCCAUAACCAACUUGCCAAGGAAGUGGAAUGUGUGCGUAGUUGGAUCUCAUGAUCUAUAUGAGCAUCCUCACAUCAAUGAUCUUGCUUACAUGCCUGCCACGAACAAUGGACGGUUCGGAUUCAACCUUCUAGUUGGCGGGUUUUUUAGCCCCAAAAGAUGUGCAGAGGCAGUUCCUCUCGACGCCUGGGUCCCAGCCGAUGACCUGAUCCCGGUGUGCAAAGCCGUGUUGGAAGCUUACAGAGACCUCGGCGCCAGAGGAAACCGGCAGAAGACUAGGAUGAUGUGGUUGAUUGAUGAACUUGGAAUUGAAGGAUUCAGGUCAGAGGUAGUGAAGAGAAUGCCUCAACAAGAACUAGAAAGAGCAUCUUCCCAAGACUUGGUUCAAAAGCAAUGGGAGAGGAGAGAUUACCUUGGUGUCCACCCACAGAAACAGGAGGGCUACAGCUUUGUGGGCCUCCACGUGCCCGUGGGCCGGGUUCAAGCCGACGACAUGGACGAGCUGGCCCGCUUAGCCGACAAAUACGGCUCAGGCGAGCUCCGGCUCACAGUAGAGCAAAACAUUAUAAUCCCAAAUGUUGAGGAUUCAAAUAUUGAAUCCUUGCUAAGAGAGCCUCUUUUGAAGGAAAAAUUUCAACCGGCCCCGCCUGUUCUAAUGAAAGGACUCGUGGCAUGCACGGGCAACCAGUUCUGCGGGCAAGCCAUAAUCGAGACGAAGGCUCGGGCGGUUAAGGUGACCGAGGAGGUGGGGAGGCGCGUGUCCGUGACUAGGGCAGUGAGGAUGCACUGGACGGGCUGCCCGAAUAGUUGCGGGCAGGUCCAGGUGGCCGAUAUCGGGUUCAUGGGGUGCAUGACUAGGGAUAGAAAUGGAAAGAUUGUUGAAGGUGUUGAUGUUUUCUUGGGAGGGAGAAUUGGGAGUGACUCACAUUUGGGAGAUGUUUACAAGAAGGGUGUCCCUUGUGAUGAUGAAUUGGUGAAUGUGGUUGUGGACAUUUUGGUCAAUUACUUUGGAGCUGUAACUAGGGAGAGGGAAGAAUUAUUAUAGGACAAACGUUUUGCUUUGGUUCAAA
Messenger RNA from Rhododendron vialii, 1975 nucleotides. RefSeq names its product ferredoxin--nitrite reductase, chloroplastic. The transcript is spliced from 5 exons. The record is from RefSeq and is a predicted model, not a curated record. Gene Ontology annotation, molecular function: oxidoreductase activity; iron-sulfur cluster binding; heme binding. Bases 187 to 1950 code for a protein of 587 amino acids. NCBI's taxonomy places the organism in Eukaryota, Viridiplantae, Streptophyta, Magnoliopsida, Ericales, Ericaceae.